AUGAGCACGUCAAGGAAUCCGCUGGUCGUCGGGAACAUCGUCGGAGAAAUCAUCGACCACUUUGAUGCUUCGGCGGUGCUGAGGCUGUUCUAUAACAACCGCGAGAUGACCAGUGGGUCUGGGCUGAGGCCGUCGCAGGUGGCCAGGGAGCCGACCGUCCGGAUAACUGGCUCCCGGGGGCGCAAUGAAACAUCACUAUACACGCUGGUGAUGGUGGAUCCUGAUGCACCUAGUCCAAGCAACCCUUCCAAAAGGGAGUACCUCCAUUGGUUAGUGAUGGACAUACCGGAAGGAGGUGAUGUCAGUCAUGGAACUGAGGUGGUGGCGUACGAGAGCCCGCAGCCCAAGGCGGGGAUCCACCGCCUGGCGUUCAUCGUGUUCCGGCAGACGGUUAGGCAGGUGAUCUACGCGCCGGGGUGGCGCCCCAACUUCAACACCAGGGAUUUCGCGGCGUGCUACUGCCUUGGCGCGCCGGUCGCCGCCGCCUACUUCAACUGCCAGAGGGAGGGCGGCUGCGGUGGCCGGAGGUGCAGCUGAAGUCCACGGCGACAAGGCUGUCCGACCGUCGCCCAUCAUCGA
This is a messenger RNA of Triticum urartu, 579 nucleotides long. Its product is annotated as protein FLOWERING LOCUS T-like. The record is from RefSeq and is a predicted model, not a curated record. Lineage: Eukaryota; Viridiplantae; Streptophyta; Magnoliopsida; Poales; Poaceae.